AUGGACGAUGAACUGGUGUGUGUGCUCUGUAAAGGCGCACAGGAUGAAGCGAGCAACAUCACACAGCAAAAACUGGUCGUCAACAACAAGUGUGGACACCGCUUCCACCAAGCUUGCGCGGAGAAGGAGCUUCUUCGUCGCAAGACGUUUCCGUGUCCAGCGUGCCAAGUACAGGUGCGUCGAGCCGGCUUGACCGAGAAGACUCUGGACGAGCUGGAGGUCGCGAGGGAUAUCACCGUGCGCAAGCGGAUAACGAAGAUCUUCAACCGUUCGGAGGAGGACUUCGGCGGCGACCUCCGCGCCUACAACGACUACCUUGAGACCAUGGAGGACGUGAUCUACGGGCUCUGCAGCGGCGACAAGGGGGAGGCGGACAGGGCCCAGGCCACCGUGAGGGAGUACGAGGAUAGGCACCGGGGCGAGAUCACCAAAAACGCCGCCAGGAAGGUGGACCGAGAAAAAGUCGUGGAGGAACAGCUGGCGGCGCUAAGACAACAACAGGAGAGCCGCAAGCACUACAACCAGCUGGAGGAGGCGCGCAAGCAGCAGCACGCGAGGAAGCUCAAGCUCGAGGCCCAAGAGGUGGCUCUCGGGGAGCGAGAUCACGUCACCGCGACCAUGGGAGACGGGCUGUUCUUGUUCUUGGACAGCCUUACUGGGGAGGGGCUCGACGGAGCGGGAGGAGAGCCGGGGGCGAACGGGAACGCGCCUGCGGCCGUUCCGGCGGGGAUGAGGCAGAUGCUCAACAUACCCGCACCGCUGCCGCAGCCCCAGAGCAACCAGGACACGCGAAGAAGGUUCGCCUCGAUGUCGGUGACGGAGCGGCGUCCUCGCAUGCAGAAGGCCGCCGCGGCGCCAGAUCGAGCGCUCGGGGCCAAGCGGAACUGGGUGGAGAUGUUGGGCAGCCUGUUCUAG
Ectocarpus siliculosus is the source of this 915-nucleotide messenger RNA. The record is from the annotation of a GenBank genome assembly. NCBI's taxonomy places the organism in Eukaryota, Phaeophyceae, Ectocarpales, Ectocarpaceae.